Molecule: messenger RNA, 1341 nt
Organism: Cricetulus griseus (Chinese hamster)
Lineage: Eukaryota; Metazoa; Chordata; Mammalia; Rodentia; Cricetidae
Source: RefSeq, a predicted model, not a curated record
GAGGAAGUGUUGCCCAAAGCUCUGGAGCUCCAGGGAGACUCUGAAUGGCUUCACUUCUCUACCCCAUGGAUCUCAUCUUUCAAGUUGAUGUGCCCAGGCCAGGAAAGUCAUGUAUCCUGAAUCUUAUCUCAACACAAAAACACCCCCAGCAACCAACCAGGCAUCUGACCCUGAGGAAAAAGGGAAGGCUGGCAGCAUCAAGAAGGCUGAGGAAGAGGAGGAGAUUGACAUUGACCUGACAGCUCCAGAGACAGAGAAGGCUGCCCUUGCAAUUCAGGGCAAGUUCAGGCGAUUCCAGAAAAGGAAAAAGGAUUCCAGUUCCUGAAUGGCCAGCCUUCCCUUCAUUCUUCUACUUCCUCUCUGCCCUCCACAGCUCUGGCUCUCAUGUGUCUUGUCCCUUUAUCCCUCUAGCCUCUCCUAGAGGCAAGCUUAACCUUGAUAUAUUCUCUUCUCAGGCUCUCUUAAGCCGUCACAGUUGUAGAGACACAAGGACACAAGAAGAUUUCAGUUGGUAGUCACUAGGCUAAGGGUGGGUCAGUCCCUUGCAGAGAACAAAUGACUUCGAGGUUUGACCUCUCUCUAUCCCUAAUGCUAAGGGCAGGAUGGGAGUGCCUUCAGAGUGCAGUGCCUGAGGGUGGGGUGUACGUAUUCUCCCAGAUGCAGCAUUCACACUCCAGGUAACACUUUCUGGUCCUUUGACACCAUCCCUUCCAUCUCCCACUAUUCAGCCACAAUGCAGCUGCCCUUUCCCCUGGGCAGACAGAAAUCAAGUAGUUUACAGAGUGGUGGUGCAUGCCUUUUGCCCCAGAACUUGGAAGACAGAGGCAGGUGGAUCUCUGUAUGUUCAAGGCCAGCCAGGGCUACACAGAGAGAGACCCUGUCUCAAAAACAACCUGUACCCCCCCAAAAAAAAAUCAAGCAGCUUAACGUAUUAGUGCAUGCUGAGUAGAUUUCUUCCAAGGAAAGAAAGCAGGUAGAGGCAAGGAAACUCUUCUUUCAUUGUCCAGUCUGAAGUCAGAGGAGCCAGAGAUGGCAGAAGGUCUGGAGAAAACUAGGAAACAUUUAGGAAGGAAAGAAAAGUAGAAAAGGGCAAGAUGUCUGAAGCUACAAGUUAUUGUUAAAUGCAUAUUACUCAAGGGGCUCUCUGGCCUUUGCUAAUCUGCCUACCUCUUAAUCCACCCCCAUCUCUAGUUAUCCCCAGAGCCACGAGAGCCACGUGACAACCCUAUAGUUCUCAGCUACCCCGCUGUGGAGUCAGGGCAAAAAUAGCCACUGUAUAUGUGAUUUUAGCAUGUUUAGUUAUCGUAACAAUAAUAAUAAAAAAAAAGCCUUCAAAUGGGA